AUGCUAAAAAGAACUAGGAGCACAGGUUUUACUCCAAGCGUGGUGGCCGUGGAUCAAAGAGAAGAUGUCGAAGAUCCGAGAGGUAAGUUCCCGCCAAAACAGUUUUGCUUUCUGACUAAUCAACUUCUUCUGCCCGGUUCUUAGUUUCUUUUGUUCUUGCUUUUUUUUCAGACUGGGAUGUUCAGCGUGUCAAGGUCUGGGCAAAAGCGCUAUUUAAUGAUGAAGGCAUAGCUAGAAAAUUCGAGGAAGAAGAAAUCGAGGGGCGUACACUGCAGUCUGAACGCAUCUUGUCCGAUUCAUCGAUGGACAACCUUGGAUUAUCAACAAUUGGAAAGAAGGACAAAUUUGCCACCGCCGUCCAGGAUCUUUUCGGUAAAUUUAUCAAAGUCACAAUAAUGAUAAUACAGUCAGUUUUUAUUUUUGUGGUUUCUUCAAGUUCUGCGGUCCUUACAAAGUGCGAGGC
Pocillopora meandrina is the source of this 463-nucleotide messenger RNA. Lineage: Eukaryota; Metazoa; Cnidaria; Anthozoa; Scleractinia; Pocilloporidae. The record is from the annotation of a GenBank genome assembly.